GCUUCAUUCUGUCGGUACCAUGAUCUAUUUUGAAUCUGCUAACACGUGUUUCUUUACCGAUACAGAAAAUUUCGCCCCUUUGAAGAUGUUGCCAUCGAUUUUCCGUCGGUUUGGCGCUGAAAGCUGUAGGUUUUGCAGAAACUCGGCUGCCUCAAUUCUAAUGGGGGCGUGAGACAUCUCCCUGCUCACCUUUGGUUACAGCAAGUUUAAACCUUGUAUAAACCAGUUAAAUUUCGUUUAACUAGAGCCGUGGAAUCGGGCCUAUGUGUAAUCAGCUGGAAACGUCAUCUGGAAUUGCAGACUAUAAAAUCGAAAACAGGGACGACUCAACUAAGUCACAAAGAUGGUUCCUGAAGAUUCUAUCAUAGUACUAUUUUCGAGUUAAAUCUCUUUCAAGCUUCGUGACGGCUCUGUAAGCGUAAAAUGUACGACAUGUAUAUUACAAUAUUAGUAAAGAUAAUUCGGCAAUUACUAAUUUCGCAAAGUGUUUGUGGAUAAAGUAAAAACGUAAUACCGUCUUUUUGGAACCAUUACGAUAGAUCUCACGACGUCCCUUUUCUCUUUGAUGACACUGUGAUCAAGUUUAACUUGAAUAUUUAUAUUAUCAUUAUUCUUGUUUUACAUUGAGAAACACAUUCUCAAUCAUCUCCUGAAUUUUUGCAGCAAGCUGGUAACAACUUCGGGAGUUCAAAUGACUUUCUUAUUCUACCUGUGAAUGUUAAAUAUCAAUAUUUAUAUUUAUAUUCACUGUGUAUUGGAAAAACGACUCAAGGAAAAUCUCAAGAUGGAAGAUGAUAAGAAAAUCUUCCAGCCAUGGCCCUAUAUGAAUUUAAUUUCAAUAGUUACAUCUAUUGCAACAAAAUUGGCAACAGUCGGUAUUAUAUGGGGAUGGGGUUAUAUGAAUUGGAACAUUGCAUGGUUGGUCGCACCUGUUGUUGUUAGUGUUUUUCAUGGUGAACGUAGUAAAGACAGGGUAUUGAGAAGACUUACAGCUCAAGCUACAGUUAUGGCAAAGGAAAAACAUAUAAUAAUGAGUAGAAUGGAUGAAUUACCAUCCUGGGUCUAUUUUCCAGAUUUCGAUAGAGCAGAGUGGUUGAAUAGGAUUCUUUAUAAGGUGUGGCCAAGCAUGAAUCAUUAUGUGCGCACAAUGUGUAAGCAAACGAUUCAACCUGCAAUUGUUGAACGUCUAUCUGAAUACAAGAUGAAAGGAUUCCAAUUUGAAAGACUAGUAUUAGGCCGAAUUCCACCAAAAGUGUGUGGAGUAAAAGUUUACAGCACAAAUACUUCAAGAAAUGAAAUAAUUCUAGAUAUGGAUCUUCUAUAUGCUGGAGAUUGUGAUGUAAACUUUACUAUUGGAAACCUCAGAGGAGGAAUUAAGGAUUUUCAGAUACGUGGAAUGAUACGUGUGGUUAUGAAACCUAUGAUAUCUGUUAUGCCAUUAAUUGGUGGUUUACAAAUAUUUUUUUUAAACAAUCCUGCUAUUGACUUCAAUCUAGUUGGAGCAGUCGACGUACUUGAAUUACCUGGUUUCAAUGACAUUUUACGGAAAACAAUUUUGGAGCAAGUUGCGGCAAUUGUCGUCCUACCAAAUAAACUUGUAAUACGAUUGAGUGAAGAAAUACCUCCUGAAAUAUUAAAAACUCCAGAGCCAGAGGGGGUCCUUCGCAUUCAUGUAGUUCAAGCAAAACACCUUAUGAAAAAAGACAUUGGACUAUUGGGUAAAGGCAAGUCUGAUCCUUAUGCUAUUAUCACAGUCGGGGCUCAGGAAUUUCGGACUAAAACUAUUGACAACACAGUGGAUCCAAAGUGGGAUUAUUGGUGUGAGUGUGCGGUGACAUCGUCCAUCGCUCAGCAACUGACUAUACAUAUUUGGGACUAUGAUGGCACAAAGGAGGAUGAGAGUUUAGGAAGGGCCACCGUUGAAGUUAGUCGGGUGCAGAAGAAAGGAACAAUUGAUACUUGGGUUGCUUUAGAAUUCGCCAAACAUGGAAUGGUGCACCUACGUCUCACGUGGUUGAAACUCUCCACUAACAUUGCGGAUCUCCAGACUGCUUUACAUGAAACUCAGAAGUUACAAGUCUCAUCAUUAAGUACAGCUAUACUUAUUCUUUACAUAGACUCUGCAAAGAGUCUUCCUUGUCUGCAGGGUAGUAAACAACCCGAUGUUUAUCUUGAAGCAAGUGUAGACAGUAAAAAGCAAAGAACCGUUACAAUACCACGAUCUUGUGAUCCAGUUUGGGAACAUGGAUUUACAUUCUUAGUUACUAAUCCAGAAACCAGUGUUUUACAUAUAAAGGUUUGGGACGAGAAGUCUGGAACAGUUAUUGGCACCAUGAGUUAUAAUUUAUCCCUCGUCAUGAGAAAGGAUAAUCUCGAGGUUACACAACAGCCUUACAAUUUACAGGAUGCACAGUCUAAGAGCAAACUUGUACUUUCAAUGAUGUUGCGUAUUCUCAGAUACGAAGAUCCUGAGCCUACUACCGAAGAAGACAACGAUGACGAUCAUGAUAUCAACGAAUUGAACAAGCGGAUAGAGCGACAAGAAUCAAACAUUAGCAACACUGCGUCUAAUAGUGUUCCUCCUAGUCCUUUACAGAAACAACCAUCAAAGGAAUCUGUCAAUUGUUUAGCAAGUGGCAUAAUAUCAACUGACGAGACAAUGAAUUCUACAACUAAGGCUGAUGAAUUGGUGCUUGCAGAAAGAGAUACAAUAAUUUCGACAGUGUCAACAGAAGCAUCUGCAAGUCCAGGCGUUAUACACAGAAAUCCAAGCAUUACAUCAUCAUCAGGGGCAUCAAAACUUGGAAGGAUUCAAUUGACACUUCGGUACACUGCUUCGAGACAGACACUUGUUGUUGUUGUCCACAAAAUUGCCAAUUUGCCUCUCCCAUUGAAUGAUCCAACUGAUGUGCCAGAUCCUUACGUUAAGCUAUAUUUGAUGCGAGGUCAGCACAAGGAAUUGAAGCGCAGAACUGCAGUUAUCAGUAACAAUUGUAAUCCAGUGUUUGACGAACAGUUGGAAUUUGUUAUUCCACGAUACGAUUCUGAUAAUCGCACGCUAAAAGUUUCUGUGUGUACACAGAAAGGUUUUCUUUCAUCUGGCAGUAAUGUAAUUGGUCAAGUUCAUUUAAACUUGUCUGAAAUGGAUUUAGUCCGUCCAGUAACCAAUUGGUACGAUCUCUCACCUAAAAAUAAAGACUAGAAAAAAAAGAAAGGAGGAAAAAGGAGGUUAACAUGGCUUUGUAGACUCUUUGCGAAGCAGCCUCCACAAGUUCCUUCUUAAACAAAAAUAUUUUCGACAUAUGUUUUUAAAAAAUGAAAGUAUUACAUUAUUCAGAACGUCGAUGUUAAGUGAGAGGCUAAUUACUUUGAAGCUAACACUGCGCACGUCACGGUGCCAUUCAGGUAUAUUAUUUAUUAACAGUUUAUCAGUAGUUAUGCGUGACGCAGAGUAACUUAAAUAUGGUGCUAAUAGAAAUCAUUCGUUCUUAUAAAGGCGAUAAUUAAAUUUACAGUUGAUUAUUAAAUAUGUACAUUGAGAUUGUUCAUAGUCUAUGCAUAAACAUUUUAUUUACUACAUUUAUCAUAGUGUUUUUUGCAUCUGAGAUUUAUUUAUAAACUCAGUAAAUAUUUGUAAUUAAAUCUAUUUUAGGUACCGUGAAGUCAUAUAUUAGGUUCUACGUGCUUGCAUAAUACUACUUAUAGAACUGCAUUUGCCUUUGUUAAUACUUUUUCAAGUUGCAUUUACGCUGCUUAGCUAUCUAGUGAGGUUAUGUAUAUGUAUAUUCGUGCACAUAACUAAUUACAAGUGGGUAAUUUGUUACAGUUCAUCUUGAAACAAAUAUAAAAGUUCAAUUUAAUCAUUAAUCUUAAAGGAGAUUUCUGGUAAUGUGUUGCAAUGAAUCAGCACAUAAUUAUUUGAAAGAAAUUAUUUAACCAAUAUUUGAGCAAAUUUACUGCACUUUUUAUCAAAUGUUAUAGUAAUUAUCAACGAGGAAUUAAUAGAGUACUUUAAGACAUUGAGCGUACUAAAAAGAAAUACUUAUAUUGCCAAACAUUUUCUAUAACUAAAAAAAAAGUCGCGUUUCAACUAGCUAAUGACUAUAAUUAAGUCACCAGAUUUUAUAGAAGCAUUAUAUUUAUUCAAGAUUUUUGCUAUUUCUAUACAAUCGCAUAAUAUGGCCGGACAUAAUAUAGGAUAUGAGUGUACAAACUGUUAACUAAAAUAAAAACAGCACGAGAGUUUUAUUACA
Molecule: messenger RNA, 4253 nt
Organism: Orussus abietinus
Lineage: Eukaryota; Metazoa; Arthropoda; Insecta; Hymenoptera; Orussidae
Gene: Esyt2
Product: extended synaptotagmin-1
Exons: 17
Coding region: 716-3202 (828 amino acids)
Biological process (GO): lipid transport
Molecular function (GO): lipid binding
Source: RefSeq, a predicted model, not a curated record